AUGGCGACCGUGAAACCUGUGUUGCGGCGAAGCCACACGAAAUCAAAAUUUGGCUGUCAAGCUUGUAAGCAGCGACAUGUCAAGUGUGAUGAGUUUCGACCAACAUGCCACAGAUGUCUUUCGUCAAAGAUUACAUGCAAGUACCCCGACCAGACUGAGGUGGAAGACCCAGACGAAAAGGAGGCCUCAGCCCUAUGGUGGCCGGUAGACAUUGAAAAAUCAUGCGAGCAAUGGAAAGAAUCAGGAGAACCGCCAUUUGUGUCGCUUUCACCGUCUCCAAGCUGGCACAAUAUGGACAUGAAGGACCUGAAGUACAUCUACAAGAUGGCUCUGGUUGCCAACAUCCUCGACCUGAGCAAUACAACCAACAUUUGCCUAUUAUGGGGUGAGAUGGGCGUGCUUUUCCAACUCGCAACACGCUACGACUUUGUUGCACAUACCUUGGCUGCUACAUCAGCUCAGCGGCUUGCAGUAACUACAAAGUCACAUGAGGCUUCUCAAGAUGCGUAUCAAUAUCGGAAACAGGCUCUUCAUGGACUAUAUCGAGCAAUGGGGUGCUUUUCUAAAGAGAAUGCUGAUGCAAUUCUCGCCGCGUCCCUGGGAUGCUCAUAUAUAAUGUCCGACCAUCGCUCCCUGAUGACCCUAGCAGGAAACAUCUCUACAGUAAGCCUCGACAAAAUCAUUCUCUCUUCCACACCGCUCACAGUAGAGCAGGUGGCCACCCGGAUGAAGCCUUGGCUCAAACGGUCGGCCUUUCACCAAAUCUUUACAUUCGAGCCAACGCACUACGAAACCGAAGAGCAAGCAGCCUCGUCGCCUCCCGAGACAGGAGACAUGGAACACCGCUUCGCCCUCAUCAAGACGCUUCUGGCCGAGGGCAUCGGCUCAGUCAACGGCCUAGCUUUUUGCUUCCAGGGCGACCGCGAUCUCUCAGCUGUGCUUCGACAACUCCGAGACGUCAUGCGGCUCGUCCAUGAACGACUCGGCUCCGACCUCUCCGCCGAAGACCAAUACCGCCUCGUCUACCCUUUCACCGCGUGGUUCGUCAAGAACUCGGCCGCCUCCUACGUCUCCCUCAGCGCAAAGAACCCGUUCCUGCUAGUCUUUCUUCUGCACAUGUACGCCGUUGUCGUCUCGCUGACAGUGUCCCUGCCGCGCAUCGACGUUCCGCUGUUUGCAAAGUACAGACUGCGAGCGAUUCUCGAAAUCUGCAACAUUUUGAAAAAUGAACCGGGCUUCUUGUGCCAACGGUGUAACGGGUUUCACUCAUAUGAAGAAGUCAUGGCGUUUCCGUUGAAUAGCGUGUCUGUGUAUCAGCAGUUUGGUAGAGAGACGGGUCUUUUAGAAGCAUAA
Trichoderma harzianum CBS 226.95 is the source of this 1353-nucleotide messenger RNA. RefSeq lists its product as hypothetical. Lineage: Eukaryota; Fungi; Ascomycota; Sordariomycetes; Hypocreales; Hypocreaceae. Gene Ontology annotation, molecular function: DNA-binding transcription factor activity, RNA polymerase II-specific; zinc ion binding. Gene Ontology annotation, biological process: regulation of transcription by RNA polymerase II. The transcript is spliced from 4 exons. Bases 1 to 1353 code for a protein of 450 amino acids. The record is from RefSeq and is a predicted model, not a curated record.